This is a messenger RNA of Iphiclides podalirius (scarce swallowtail), 4890 nucleotides long. NCBI's taxonomy places the organism in Eukaryota, Metazoa, Arthropoda, Insecta, Lepidoptera, Papilionidae. The record is from the annotation of a GenBank genome assembly.
AUGCUCAUAGACAUAAUUACGAGACGGGACGUCUGGAUGAUGGACGACAGCUCUGAGGCCCAGAUGGAGACGGAUGUAUCGUCUACUACGGUAGACGUACCAGAAAUGCAGGAAAUUACUGGAUCUAGCGGUAAUGUGGAAAUGGUGAUACUAGUGGAAAAGGUUCAAGAAGAGAAUACUUUACCAAAUGAACAGGAGCAAUUAAAUGAAGAUAAAGUUGUCUCUGAUAUAAGUAUUCAGUCAGUUCAAGGUUCUGAAGAUUCAUCUCAAAAUGAAAAGUUAUUACUGCAACCUCAAGAUGGUAACUUACUGACAACAAUUGAUGGAGCAGAGAUAUUGCUGGAAAAUCAGGACAUUACACAAAGAGAAUGUUUAAACAAAUCUCCAAAACAAUCAGAGCAAUUACCAUUAGCUUUAUCUGACAUACCUCCUAAAGCAGCAUUGUCUCCUGUUCAAGUGCAGCCUGUGCAAGAAAUACCAGAUUCUUCUAGUAAAGACACCAAUAUGCUAAAGAAUAAAGACAUGGAGUUUUCUGAAAAGGCAAAUCAAUUAGAGAAGAAUGCCGAUGAUCAUCAAUAUGCAACUAAAGAUAGUUCCAUUCAGAUGGAGCAAUGUGACCCCACACCUAUUGAACUCAAGGAACCAAUUAGUGAUGUUCCAACUGGGGAUAAAAAGGAGGACUCUAGCAAAUCAGUACUUAGUAAAGUUCCCAAGCCUGAAACUGAAAGCCUUAUGUCAGAUGAGGACAUUGAGGAGAUUAAGCAUAAAGACUGCCACAAUGAAUCCACAACAAGCACACCUAAAAAGAAAAAAAUGCUUGAAGAGCCUGCAUCAGAGAAAACAAACAAACUGCGGUCUGAUCCAUAUUGUUGGCGCUGUCACUGGGCAGUGGAGCAAGUUCCUAAUGAAAAAAUGCAUCACCCUAUGCUAUGCACAGUUUGCCCUCGGUCAUUUCACUUUAAAUGUCUGUCUGGUACAGAGCGUAACAAAAUAACAACUGACAAAAAUUGGGUUUGCCCUGAAUGCUUGUCUGUGUUGCAUGCUGAAAGUUCAGAAACUAGGUCUCCAGCAAUGAAAAAGAUAUCCCUUGGGGUGCUCUGUGAAUUACUGAAACAUGCAUUGGAGCGGAUGAUGGAUCUUAAUGGGGUGGAGCCUUUCAUGCACCCCGUGGAUAGAACAGCGUUCCCCGAUUAUGACAGAUACGUGGUGCAUCCGAUGGACCUGACACUCAUGAAGAACAACAUCGAUGAGGGCCUCUACGGUAGCACGGAGGCGUUCAUAGCCGAUGCGCAGUGGAUACUGCAUAACAGCAUUAUAUUCAACACACUGCAGUCCAAGCUCACCGGCGGCGCGAGGGCGCUGGUGCGCUCGUGCCGCACUGAGAUGGGCGAGAUCGAGGCGUGCCCCGAGUGCUACGCGGCGGCGCACGCCCGCCGCCCCACCUGGUUCACGGACGUGUGCUCCACGCCCCACGUCCUGCUGUGGGCGAAGCUCAAAGGGUUCCCGCACUGGCCGGCCAAGGCAAUGUCGGUCAACAGCAGCGGCUUGGUGGACGUGAGAUUCUUCGGCGCCCACGACCGCGCCUGGGUGCCGGCUAAGGACUGCUACCUCUACUCCGAGAAGGACCCCAACAACUUCAGGACCAAGAGGCAGGACAUACUGGACAGUAUGCAGGAAGCGGAGCAACAUAUACGCAACAUAUCUAGGAAAUACGGCAAAUUCGUGUAUCCACCGUUCAAAACACAAUUUGAUCCGGCAAAACUUUCUGAACAAAUAAAAAUGAUGAUUCCAUCAUUUGAAGGCGAGGUGAGAUCUAUGGUGAAAGAGAAGCCCGGAGGCACACCUCAGAGUGCGAGCAAAGACAAAAGCAGAUCAAACUCUAAAAGUUCAAAGUCUUCUGUAAAUGAUGGCGAUAUGAGCGAAGGAGAGGACUUGCAUGUGACGCCUACUAGGAAAAUGGCGGACGGCGCAGAAAUUGCCAAAGAAGAGGACGAUUAUUCAAUUAAUGACAAAAAUAAAAGCAUUGAAGUCGAUGUGACCGUGCAGAAGAGCGAAACGUCGAGAAAGCGACGCCGUUCGGACUUAGAGGAAGCGGUCAUCACGAUAAUGGAUAACACUGGCACUAUGAUCAAAUAUUGUGAUGACCACAAGCGCAGGCGCACCGAUGAUGUGAAUGGUGAGGUUGCCCAAAGCGAAGAGGAGCCCAAGGAGAAGAGCACGUCUUCUGUAGAUAAACCUAUGGAGCAGGGCGAAAAGGUAAAAGAUGAACCGGUUAGUGACAAAAACAAAGGAGGCGAACCGUCCACCAGUUCCACCGAUAUCGAAAAGUCUAUGGAAUCAGUUCCAGUCAAAAGCGCGUCCAAAGUGAAACCCCUAAGCAAAACGAGCACCCCGAAAGACAAGGAAACUGCGAAAGAUAAAAACACCGAAGGUUUCUCGACUCCGAAACAGAGGCCGGCGAGAACCGAUAAGUUGACUCCGAUAGAAAAGGAAGACAAGCCGAGAUCGCAGAGAAGGAGGAACUCCAAACACAAGUGCGCGAGCAGCAACGGCGAGAGAACCGAUAGGAAUCCCGACAAGAAAGUCGAGAAGAGCGCCGACAGUACAUCUGGCGGCAGAGAGAAACGAGACAACUCAACUAAGCAAAUCAAGGAAGCCGACACCGAUAAGAGCGCCGCUAAAAGGAGUGUGUCCACGGUGAAGUCGAGCACUGACAGCCCAACGUCGAGCAAGGAGCGGAAGCAGAUCGACGACGACACAGUGCUAGCGGACUUGGCGCGCGAAACUAAGGCCAGUAUAAUAAGCAACAGCGCCGCCGGCCUACCGACCAUCAGCAGCGUGAGGAGCCUCUCGGUGGCGCCAAGCGGGACCAACACAACGGCGGCCGCGAAAACUGUUGAGGUGACGAUAGAGAUGCCGUCGGAGUCGAGCGUCUUCACGCCAACCAGCACGGAGAACGUGCGCAACAUGCGCGAAGCGGUCGACAAGCUGCAGAGGCUCCGCAGCGAGGGGGACCCGCCGCCCGUCGGCAGGGUCGGGGUGAGAGCGUUCGCGCGGAUGACCUCGCCGGACAGGGGACAGAAGGAGAAGGAGAGGGAGAGAGAGAAGGAGCCGGUGGAAAUCAAGAGCGAGCCGUUGGAGUUGGACGACGCGGAGCGGCAGACCGAGAAGUUGGACCUGAUGAACGCAUUCAAGCUGCGCCCAGUCAUCCAGACGGCGACGAACAACCUGCGCGAGGUGCGCAUCAACAAGGUGGUGGUGGCGCCGCUGAGCGGCCGCAAGAGCGCCCCCAAGCCGCCGGAGAUGCGCGUGCGCGCGAAGAAGACCUUCCCGCAGCCGAAGAAGCCGGACGAGGGCAGGUCCGAGCUGAACGGCAAGAACUCCAUGGUGUACAUACCGAUCCAGCCGCCGAUGACGCAGGCGCCCGUUCGUGGCGUCCGCCCGCCCUCGCUCAACGGCCCGGCGAACGUCACCGCGCCGAGAAUGCCCGCGCCGACUGUUAUGACCCCCGCGAGCGGCAUUAACACGCUAACGUCGCCAAUGCUGGGGAAUUCCGUACCUUCGUCCAUAUCCAGUGCCGGCUCCGCGAAUACCGUAACGAGCAACGCGCUAUCGACCGUGCCCUCGGCUGGGCAGAUGCCCAAUCUUGGCCAGAUACCCACGGUGGGACAAGUGGCCACGAAUGUGCACACGGUGCCGCUCAUAACCUCCGUCAACGGCCAGUGGACCUUCAGUUUGCAGCCUGUCAUGUCCGUCGGUGGAGUGGACGAUACGCCGACGCCUAUAGUGAACGGGAUAGCGGAAAGGGGAAACGCCGGUCCGAUCAUGUCGCUACCAACGCAAUUGGCGCACCUGAGCGCCCUAACGUCCCCCGCGAUGCCAAACGCGUCAGCUUCCGCUUCCGCUACAUCCUCUACUGCCCUAAUGCCCGUAUCGUCCGCCAAUCCGAUGCAAGGAAACAGGAAUGAUACACCUGCCGAUCUACCACGUCUUCAACAAAGACCACCGCUUUUGAACCCAUUUGAUGCGAGUACGCCCAUGGGAUGCGUGCCGCCACCCUCAACAGCCGGACCCUUAACCGCAAAGCUUAACCAGAAUGCUGUCAAGCUUACAGAUUUCUUUCGAACACUAUUAGAAGACUCCCUGGAGAAGAUAGAUGAGCCAGCUUCACAACUUACUGCCAUGAAACUACAACUAGAGCAGACAAGGUGGAGGCAUCAACAAGAGAUUGAUGAAAUUAAACACAAUCAUGAGCUGGUACUCGCUGAGAUGCGGGCGUCCUUCGAAAAGGAGAAAUUCCGCGCCGUGAAUGACGUGAGACGUGCGUCGCAAAUUGAGCUAGAGUCAGCCGUCAAAUUGGCAAAGUCCAAGCAAUGGUGCGCGAACUGCAAUCAAGAGGCGCAGUUCUACUGCUGCUGGAACACUUCGUACUGCGACUACCCUUGCCAGCGCGCGCACUGGUCCCAACACUAUUCAGUGUGCACCCAACAGAGAAGUCAGGAAAGCAACUCUGAUGGAGGGCACGAUAACAUAAUUCAGGCACCAGAUAGCCUCCCAAAAACCACGCAGGCGCCGACCCUAACGGUCGGCAACAAGCUGACCCCUCUGCGUGUGUUCUCUCAGGAUCCGAACAACGGUCAGAAGUCAUCGAUCAUAGUGAGCAUGGUGGAAGAUUCAAGCGGCAACCAGACAAUGAAGUGUGUUGGUACGUACAAGCCCCAAGUUCCGCCACAGCUGUCAUCGCUAAACAUCAAUAAACAAAUGGUAUCCACUGAUGACAAUGCUAAGAAAGUGGUGACAUCUGGCGGGUAUCUGAUUGUUGGCGGGGGGGCAGCCGGCAGUGCCAAUCUGGUGACAUCACGCCGCGCUCACACCAUACAAUAUUACACA